Moneuplotes crassus is the source of this 3428-nucleotide messenger RNA. The record is from the annotation of a GenBank genome assembly. NCBI's taxonomy places the organism in Eukaryota, Ciliophora, Spirotrichea, Euplotida, Euplotidae.
UUCAAUUUGAACUAUGGACACUAAGGAAGCCCCACAGAGGUAUCAGGCAGAUUCAAGUCAAAUCUCUGAAGAAGAUAAAGAAAAUAAAGUCAAGCUUAAUUACAGUUACGUUGAAGUCAGCCCUGAGAGAAACCACAACUCCUCACCAGCCAUUGAGAGGAUCAGAAAUAUACAGAAUGUCGAGAGAAGGAACUGGAAAGGAAUUUACCCACCAACAGUGGGACAUCCCUUACAGAAGUAAUGAGAGUACACUGGAAACUGUCCUAAGUCAGCUCUCGAAGAGUCAAAGUAAAGCAGACCAGGAGGUCUCUACUGUGGUUAGCAGUAAGAAUGAGAUCGUUCCAAGGCUCAGCGGGAAUAAGAAAGAAAUUAGGGAUAUGGUUAUUCUUACAGCAUUACUUAAGGUUUUGAAAAUGAAAAAUUUCAAAAAUUCAGGGUGCAAGAACAAAAGAUCUGAGAGUCGUAAUAAGGACUCAAAAACAAGAGAAAAGACUACUAUUAGAAAGCACCACGAGACAGAGUCAAAUAGUGACAAAUCCAAGAAAUAAGUAUCACAAGAAGAGACCUUCCACGAGCUCGGUCUGUAAGCGGGACUCCAAUGUACUCCCAGAUGAGAACAACAUAAUUAAAAACAAAAUGAGGAAGUACGGGUAUUACUUCGAACAAGAAACUGAAGAUAAGGGAUAUGAGGUGAUCAAAUUUAAGUGUAUCAAAGAAUCUGAAAUGGUUAAAAAGUCUGAGUACAACAAUGGCAUGUACUCCAAAUUCAACCUGUUACUUUUUAAACUUCUCAAGUGAGAUAUCAAGCUGAUUAGGUCAAUUUUUCUGAAUAAUGGAUUCAGUGCGACUGAUUCUCAUGAUUGGAACUGCCUGUGGAUUAACUCAAGUGGAAAGAGUUACCUGUAUGAGAACCUUAACAGAUAUCAGAAGAUUAAUCACUUCCCUCACAGUUAUGAAUUGACUAGAAAGGAUCGGUUAGCUUACAAUAUCGGAAAGAUGCAGAUGAGAUUCGGAGAGAUUGAUUUUGAUAUAUCUCCUGAGACAUAUGUCCUACCUGAUCAAUUUGAUGACUUCUAUGAACAGUACAAGUUGUUAAAAUAAAGAAGUACCUGAGCGAAACAUGUGGAUCAUCAAGCCAGCUGCAGGCGCAAGAGGAAAGGGCAUCUAUAUCACAGAUGAUAUUGAUGACAUAAAUGAAGAUAGUUCAAAUGUAGUAUCAAGAUAUAUCACGAACCCUCUCUUGAUUAACGGGUUUAAAUUUGAUCUCAGAAUCUACGUCUGAGUCACUAGUUACGAACCACUCCGGGUUUACGUCUACAAAGAAGGUCUUGUAAGAUUUGCCUCUGAGCAGUAUGAGGACUAUAAUGAGAAAAAUAUCCAGGGUUCUUGUGAAGACGAAGAAGAAAAUUAUUACACAUCUAAUAAAGAUAGCAAGCAAAGAAGGAAAAAGAGAUAUGCUCAUCUCACUAAUUACAGUAUAAACAAGAAAAACCCUAACUUUGUCAAGAAUGAGUCUUCAGAGCAAGAUGAUGUAGGAGGCAAAUGGAGUCUUUCCUCUCUGUGCAAACAUAUGGAAAGAAUCGGAAUAGAUAUGGAUUUACUAUGGUCGAGAAUGUAUGAUAUUAUUCUCAAAGUUAUCAUCACAGGAGAAUAUCCUAUCACAAAGAAGCUAAAAACUUCGAAUAUUGAUCAAAGGAAUUGAUUUGAACUCUAUGGGUUUGAUAUUAUUCUUGACUCUGAACUAAAACCUUGGCUCCUUGAAGUGAAUCUAUCUCCAUCACUUGGGACUGAUUCUCCAUUAGAUUUCCAUAUAAAAUCAACUCUACUCACAGAUACUUUCAAUCUUGUCGGAAUCAAAAAGUUUGAUCGUAAGAAAGAGAGCUUAUCAAAGAUGGCUAGCAGGGUCCGUAAUAUUGCUGAAGAAAAGAAGACCAAAAACAUCCUUGAGCGCUACAACAAGUUGUUAGAGAAAACUGGUGGAAAGCCCAAAUCCAAAAAGUCUAAAAGCAUUAACAACAAGGCUGGUGAUAACAACCUCGUCACUAAUGCUUAUGACAAUGAAUUAUUUUACUCCAACCUCAGUUCACACUUAGCGAAGAAGGAUAUUAAGGAGAAAUAAUUGCUAUCAUUCGCUUAGUGAAAAAUGCCAUGAAAUCCUGUCAAAAAUGGCAAUGACUAAAUAUAAAAGUGAGAUCCUCGAGACACUUGAGGAAAGAUGUCGUAUUGGGAACUACGUCUGUAUCUACCCUUCAGAAGGAAGUAAUAUAUAUGAUUACUUCUUCAUUAACUCUAAGCCAGUCAACUCAGCUAUUUAUGAGUUCUUGUAUUCCUCGAGUACUGGGUUCCUUAAGGAUCUCAAAGAAGAUGUCAUCCUUGAGGUAUCAAAAAGACUCAACUUUGGAGAAGUGCAGUUUACUAAAUAUUACGAGGAAGAUAUCCACACUAAGAAAGGUAGCUCACCUAAGAAACUUAACACUCCUUUGAUUCUAGAAUUAAUGAUAGAGUACCUUAGCAGGUUAGCCAUCUGCAUCAAGGAUUUGGAAGGAAAGGUCUUAAAAUCAGCACUAAAGGAGAACAUAAAUUCAUUUGUCUCACACAAAGCUUGGUCUAAGAAACUAGUUACAACCAUCAGCUCUAUAUCAAUGAGAAACAACGAGUUAGCUGCCAAGCUGAUUGAAAGGAUUGAGGAUAGCAUAUUUGAUACAUUCCAUUUCUCAGAAUUUAAGAACAAAAAUUCUGAAAAUAAAUCAUUUAACACAUUUGAUUAUUCCAAAGGUAUAGCUCGGAAGAUCAAGAAGGCAAUGCUAAAAAGGACCUAUCCCAUCUUCAUGAAGAGCAAUAUUAGCGAUAAGGAACUUGAGUAUAAGAUCUCAACAGAGAAAUUACAUGGAACUAUCUACACUCAAGAUAUGACGAGGCUUCUGAUUUCAGAGCCUGGAUCAGGUGUUUUAGUCAAGCUUAAAAAGAUGCUGAUACAUUCUCAAGCACAGUCGAGGGAUAAUUCAAGGAUUGAUGAAAGGAACCCUACACGGACUACUCAAACCUCUGGAAUUAUCCAAGAUAACUUGAUUCUUGAACAAAGUUGUAGCAUGCCAAAUAGCACUAAAAGGUUUAAAAGCAGUAGAAGAAUAGAAAGUUCCUCAAACCUUACUAGGGAGACAAAAUUUCCCAUAAUAGUAGCCCAGAAAAACAAGAAAAUGGAUAUGUCAAACUACAUUACCUACACUGACAAAUUCAAGAGCAAGGGAAAGCCAAAGGUAUUAAGAGAGGGCAAGAAGCCUCCAAAGCCCAAAGAUGUACGGAAGAAAAAGAAGAGAGGGCUUUCCUCUCACUACAUAGAGACUCUUUACAACCCAAGAGGAGGGAAUACCUUCUUACAGUAAAGAAUGGUAAUUUGGUUGCUGGAGCGCAGAUGUAGUUGGGUAUUU